Messenger RNA from Phalaenopsis equestris, 1017 nucleotides. Its product is annotated as pre-mRNA cleavage factor Im 25 kDa subunit 2-like. The record is from RefSeq and is a predicted model, not a curated record. Gene Ontology annotation, cellular component: mRNA cleavage factor complex. NCBI's taxonomy places the organism in Eukaryota, Viridiplantae, Streptophyta, Magnoliopsida, Asparagales, Orchidaceae. Bases 180 to 788 code for a protein of 202 amino acids. Gene Ontology annotation, molecular function: mRNA binding. The transcript has 7 exons.
UCAAUAGACGUUCUUUUCCAAUCAUAAACCAUCGAAAAUAAGCGCGACGCUGGCAGAAGUUUCUUCAGGCGGCGGCGGCGCUCUUCUCCCUGAUUGGCGUCCCAAGACUCCCAACUCGAAACUGUGGAAUUUUGCGCGCGAGUGCGCGUGAAGCAGCAGAGCAGAGCGAAGAAGGGAAGAUGUUGUCCCCGACCUCGCCAGUUGUGAACGUAUACCCCCUCUCGAGCUACACCUUCGGCGUGAAGGAACCGAAGAUGGAGAAGGACACCUCCGUCGCCGAUCGCCUCGCUCGAAUGAAAGUGAAUUAUAUGAAGGAGGGAAUGAGGACAAGUGUUGAAGCAAUCCUUCUGGUACAAGAACACAACCAUCCCCAUAUACUGCUACUUCAAAUUGGAAACACGUUUUGUAAACUUCCUGGUGGGCGCUUGAAGCCUGGAGAAAAUGAAAUUGAGGGCUUAAAGAGGAAGUUGUCUAGCAAACUUGCAGCGAAUUCAUCCGUUCACCAGCCAAACUGGCAAAUUGGAGAAUGUGCUGCAGUCUGGUGGAGGCCAAAUUUUGAAACUGUGAUGUACCCAUACUGUCCUCCACAUAUCACCAAACCGAAGGAGUGCAAGAAACUUUUCGUUGUUCACUUGUCGGAGAGGGAAUACUUUGCUGUACCGAAAAACUUGAAGCUGCUUGCUGUUCCACUGUUUGAACUUUAUGACAAUGUCCAGAGAUAUGGCCCAGUUAUAUCCACCAUACCGCAGCAGUUAUCUAGAUUUCAGUUCAAGAUGGUAAAUCCUUGAAAGUUUAAGGGCUUAACUGCAUUUGCUCACUGAUACUUCUGCAGUGGGAGUUCAAGAGGAACAUUGUUGCCUUCAAUUUUGGAUAAUUUUGAUUGAUUUUAUCAUAGUUUUUUUAACUUCCCCCAAAAUAUUUAAACUAUAAAUAUGAUGAUUAUUGUUUUGGUCUUGGUUGUUCCCAUAAUGAAAUUGAUUGUUAUUGUUUUAAAUUUAAUUAUUAAAGUAAUUUAUU